CUCCGUGUUGUGUUCUUCAUUAGAGACCCGGAAGUGAGCUAGCGCCUCCUCUGAGCUAGCGGUUAGCCGAGGCUGUUUCCCUGCGCGAUGAAAACACGGAGGAACCGGGGAACACAACUCUGACUGUUGUGGCCUAACAACCAGCACAGGAGCCGGCGAGCCCGACGUGAAAAAAACAACCGACCCGUCCCGGCUGCCGCCGAGGCCGCUAACCCGCUCGCUCGUUAGCCAUCUGGAAGGAACUGUCGCUCUCUUUAGCUUUAGCAUUAGCCGCUGACCGUUAUCGGGCAGUGCACCCCGGUGGUGAUGGCCGAGGCUCGGAGAGGAUGUGUGCUGGCCGGGCUUCUCCUCCUCCUGCUGCUGGUGGCUGGGUGCGAAGCGAGGAUACACAAGCUCACCCUCAGGAAUGAAAGUCGUUUUGCUGUCGACCUCAACAACUUUGGCUUCUAUGCUAACGGGACCCUGGACGUCAGCCUGACUUCUCUGCAGCUCCCCGACUACCAGCUGGUGAACUACAGCACCAACCCGGUGGGUUUCACCCUCUCUAGGUCACGUGUGAAUGGAGUCCUGCCCUACACAGUAGAGGAGACAGAAAGAUGUCCGCUCAUUACAGAGGAGUCGGCCAAUAACGAGGAGCCUCUUAUUAUUUUUCUCAUCAAUAUCCACUCCCUCAGCGUCACAGUGAAAGCUGUAGGUGACCAAGACAACAUCUUGACAGCAAGGCCAAAGGCUAAUGAGCCGAAAGGUCAGAGGAAAUCCAGGGAGGCUCUUGACGUUAAACCAAAUGGCACUCCAGAGAAUCCAGAUAAGACAAGUGAGGACAAAAAGGACAAGUCUGUGGUUCAGGAAAAGGAUGAGAAGACAGAACCGAAAGCACCAGAAGAAGCUCCAAAAGAGGAGGAAAAUAGAUUUGAUCUGGGGAAGACCAAGAAACUGACUUUAGCUUUGGACAAAGUCAACGGCUCAUAUAACUUCAGUUUCAACAUUGUGAUUGGCCCGCUGGCGCAGGGUCUCUACAGCCUCAAAUUUCACUACUGUCAGAACAAGAUGCCUGGAUUAAAACGGCCCUACUCAUUCACUGUGGAAGUGACGGAGAAGAACCUCAGCGGCUACCUGUCUGCAGCAGAAAUCCCCCUGUCCCGGCUGUACAUUUGUAUGGCUGGAGUCUUCUUCACCGCUGCCAUGGUCUGGGUGUACACACUCAUGAAGCACAGGUACAGCGUGUUUAAGAUACACUGGCUGAUGGCAGCACUGGCCUUCACCAAGGCCACGUCAUUGGUUUUCCAUAGUAUCAACUUUCACUUCAUCAACACCAAGGGGCAUCCUAUCGAGGGCUGGGCUGUCAUGUAUUACAUCACACACCUGCUCAAAGGAGCUCUCCUCUUCAUCACACUGGCACUCAUCGGCACCGGCUGGGCUUUCGUUAAAUACAUCCUGUCCGACAAGGAAAAGAAGAUCUUCAUGAUCGUCAUCCCCCUGCAGGUUCUGGCUAACGUUGCCUACAUCAUCAUCGAGUCUACAGAGGAAGGCUCCAGUGAAUACUACCUGUGGAAGGAGAUCCUCUUCCUUGUUGACCUCAUCUGCUGUGGAGCCAUUCUAUUCCCUGUUGUCUGGUCGAUCCGUCAUCUCCAGGAGGCUUCAAGCAUCGACGGCAAAGCUGCCAUGAAUCUGGAGAAGCUCAAGCUCUUCCGGCAUUAUUAUGUGAUGAUCGUGUGUUACAUCUACUUCACGAGGAUCAUAGCCAUUCUGCUCAAGGUCACGAUGCCUUUCCAGUGGCAGUGGUGCUACGAGUUUCUGGUAGAAGUGUCCACUCUGAUCUUUUUUGUGUUGACGGGCUACAAGUUCCGACCGGCAUCCAAUAACCCGUACCUCCAGCUUCCCCAGGACGAGGAGGACAAUGAGAUGGAUGAAGUAGUGACUGAGUCAGGGGCUCUGGAGGGGAUUUCCAAAGUGAAGAAGACGUCCAACGGACGCGAACGCCAGAGAGAGUCCACCUUGUGAGCAGGACGCCGCAUCUGUUGGAUGGACGCACUAAAACACAUCCCCUGGCCAGCCUGGUUUGAAGGGAUGCACACGGACCAAGGCGCUCCACCCACGUUGACGGAUAUCACUUUGAAACUCCUGCGGUGCGGCAAGAGUUUUUAAAAAAGGCCGUGCUUCCAGAGAGGAGACGCGUCCACUGUCUGGCUAUGCAAAGAAAAAAAAAAAUCAUACAAAACAAAAAAGACUUUACUCUCUGCAAGGUUUCAGGAGGAGACGAGCUCCUGCCACAUGGAUGGGCGGAGAUAUGGAAAGGAGCUCUGACGUUCUUUACUGUUUCCAUCUCUCUUCCUCGCCUUUCUCUGUGUACACCCACCCCCAUCCCCACCCCGCCCCCCUCUAUCUCUCCCCAAAGAUAAUUAUCAUUCUAGAGAAAGACUUGCUUUCAGGUGUGUUUGUAUUGGCUAUUUAAACGGUACUUCUGCGAGCCUCUUAGCUGUACCAUUUCGUGUGUGAUGUGAGUUCACGUGUGUGAAUGUGUGACGACACAAGAUUUGAACACAACCAUUCUUUUUUGGAGACAAUAGCCCGAAACUCAGGUAACAGGCUAAUCAGUACAUAUAUUUAAAAAAAAUGGCAGGCAACAGUCUUUAAUGUGUUGCACCUUUUCCGACACGUGUCCAGGACUCAGUAAUGUCCCUUCAGUCAUUAUACAGCUUCACCACCACACAGAACAGUGUGCUACUUUUUUUAUAUAUUUGAUUUAUAUAUUGAAAUAUAUAUAAACGGUUGUAAGAGGUUUAUAUAUUUCAAUAUAUGAACUUAUUGCAAAUUGAGAUGUUCUAUUUCAGUAUUAUUGUUUAUGUUAGCGAGGUGAGAGUCCUUCACAUGGACCGCUGCUGUAAAUUAGUGCUUUAGUGGUUGAGGUCAACUCAACGUGUGGACUUUGGAUCAGUUUCUUAAGUAACCAGAGCGGUGACCCUGCUUCUAUUCAACAACAGCCGUGUUUUCUUUUUAAUUAUUGGCCUUUCUGUGCCAAUCUGGGCAGAGAGGUGACCUAACUGAUUAUUUUGAUUCCAUCUGCUUUUGGUUUUUACCUGGUUUUGUUUUUCUUUUUCUGCUCUUGAUGUGAAGCUUGUUUUAAUAAUUAUUGAUGACUUAUUGGUUCGUGAACGACCAGAAAACGUGUGCAGCCGGGUAAGGUAGACGGCCAUGUGUAAAUAAAUUACAAGAGACUUGUUGAUACAAAAGCAGGCACAUAACACUUUGAUAAGAACUGCAUAGAUGCUUUGUAGACAGUUUCAGAUGGUAACGAGAAAGAUUCCUUUUUAACAGACGGAAGGGAGGAGGAGUGAACGAGAGGAAUCAAUGAAAGACUACUGAGAUUUAACCACACACACACAAACUCUCGAACAGGGACGACAGAGCUGCACAGUGUUUGCAAACUGUUGUUGCGUCUCCGGCUCCUGAUGAUGAGACGUAACAAACAGUCAACCAAAUGAGAGAAGGAGGUUUUGUGCUUGUACAGGAAGCUGUUUGUGUGAACUGUCACAAUAAAGCUGGUGUUCUGGAAAGAUCUCAAAUC
Paralichthys olivaceus (Japanese flounder) is the source of this 3565-nucleotide messenger RNA. Its product is annotated as protein GPR108. Gene Ontology annotation, cellular component: Golgi apparatus; membrane. NCBI's taxonomy places the organism in Eukaryota, Metazoa, Chordata, Actinopteri, Pleuronectiformes, Paralichthyidae. The record is from RefSeq and is a predicted model, not a curated record. Gene Ontology annotation, biological process: transport.